This is a messenger RNA of Asparagus officinalis (garden asparagus), 1229 nucleotides long. RefSeq lists its product as uncharacterized. NCBI's taxonomy places the organism in Eukaryota, Viridiplantae, Streptophyta, Magnoliopsida, Asparagales, Asparagaceae. Gene Ontology annotation, molecular function: metalloendopeptidase activity. Gene Ontology annotation, cellular component: membrane. The record is from RefSeq and is a predicted model, not a curated record. Bases 174 to 902 code for a protein of 242 amino acids. The transcript is spliced from 10 exons. Gene Ontology annotation, biological process: CAAX-box protein processing.
CAAUUUUCUGUUCUAUCUGUAUCAAGACCAAUCAUGGCUAGAAAUAGCAAUUUGAGGUCCAAUAGAGGUUCUAGAACCUCUCAGCCACUUCUACUGAAAAGGGCUCUGAUUUAAACUGGCCCAUCCUUGAGCGUUGGUAUGUUCCUUGGCAGUGGCAAACUGUUCUACUCACUAUGGUUUCAUGUGGAGUAAGCUUCGCUUUGACAGGGUUGGUUGAAGCAUCGGCUUUGCCUUAUCUAGGUUUCCAGGGUGGUGAUGUGAGUUUAGAUGAGAAGGCAGAGAUUCUUUUUGCCGGCCAAUUUACCGUGACAGCUGUUGUCCUAGGAGUUGUCUAUGGCAUUACCAACAGAUUUCAGCCACUCCCUGAUGAUCUUUUUCGCUAUGAUUGGAAGGAACCUUUCAGUUUGCGAAAUGGCUGGCUUUUAUGGGCAGGGAUUGGCCUUGGCGGGGCAAUUAUUGCUGUUGCAUUAGCAGGAGCUGUCUUGACCACUUUUAAUGGAGACCCACCACAAAGAGAGGCUGAUGCCCUAGUUCAGUUGUUACCCUUGAUUGGCUCUUCUGGUAUCAGUACUGCCUGUUUAAUAGGCAUUACAGGUGUUUUAGCACCAGUUCUGGAGGAGACUGUAUUCCGGGGUUUCCUAGUGGCCUCACUGACUAAGUGGUUUCCAUCACCAGUUUCUAUCCUUAUCAGUGCAGCAGUAUUUGCUCUUGCUCAUCUCACACCUGGAGAAUUUCCUCAGCUGUUUGCGUUGGGGAUUGCUCUAGGGCUUUCAUAUGCUCAGACUCGAAAUCUUUUGACUCCCAUCGUUAUACAUGCACUCUGGAAUUCGGGUGUGAUUUUACUCCUAACUUUUCUUCAGCUCCAAGGAUAUGAUUUGAGAGAGCUGUUGCAGGCAUCUUGAUUCUUGACAUACAGCAUGCCGAAGCUGCGUGUUCGAUUUGGUAUCGUUUGGAAAAUGAUUAUUUACGACACGUGGGGUUACCGGGCGCACCUGAGAUGAUAAAGUAUCAAUGUAAAACUAGAGCUGGAAAGCAAAAUGGGCGUGACUGGCUGCUCGCUCUUGAAAGUGCAGGUACCCGAUGCAAAACAAAGAUGUUUCUUCUUCUUCCUUUUCCCCUCCUCCUUUGCCAGGACUCUCGUUUGGUAUCACACUGUAAUUUAACAUUGAGAUGCUGAAGCAUAGAAUAGUUCAAAGUAGAGAAAUGAAAGUGCUUCCUAUGUUUUUAAA